AUGCAGGUCACAAUCCUUACGUUACUGAACCUCAUGCUCCUCAUGGUCUUCUCACCUCUGACUCAUGUCGCGGCACUCGCCAUUCCAGCAGAGCUCUCUUCGUCUCUUGAUGGUAUGGGUCAAAACUUGGAGAUGGAAGGCUACAAGAUGGGCACCAUGACCUUCAAUGGCACCUACACAGGACUCCCCGGUACCAUCGUCGCCAGUGGCAGUUUUGAGGAAAUCAUUGCACAAGUUCAAAAGGAUCACCCUCAUCUCAAUAAGAGAUCCGUCAAAACUGGCAGAGCCGAGAGCGUCAAACUGGCACCGGACAUUAGUGUGGGUUCCCUUGCACCUCAGAUAUUCCUUGGGGCUCUUUCUUCACAGCAGUCCGCUAAUCGAUAUUACUCUCAGGGCCUUUUCUGCGACAAUAAGGCGCGCGCUUGGAACAACAAUAUCCGUAAGGCUAUAGCUGUGAUCAGAGGCGCCAACGGUCUCUGCUACGCCGAUCCUCAUACGUGUGUGAAGGUCAUUUGCUCAUCAGGCACCAAUAUCGUCUACUGCAACGAUAGCGAUUAUGGCCUCGAGGCAGACUGCACGUUUUUUGCGGACUCCGCCGAGGCUAUCAUCAGAGGCUGCAAUUCCAAUGGAUGGACAGCAGGAAAGUUGACCGACUAUGACCAGCACUACAGCCUUCAGGUCUCCGUGAGCUUCUGCAUUUAA
This is a messenger RNA of Drepanopeziza brunnea f. sp. 'multigermtubi' MB_m1, 702 nucleotides long. NCBI's taxonomy places the organism in Eukaryota, Fungi, Ascomycota, Leotiomycetes, Helotiales, Drepanopezizaceae. The record is from RefSeq and is a predicted model, not a curated record.